Molecule: messenger RNA, 6371 nt
Organism: Mercenaria mercenaria
Lineage: Eukaryota; Metazoa; Mollusca; Bivalvia; Venerida; Veneridae
Product: alpha-mannosidase 2-like
Exons: 4
Coding region: 110-3355 (1081 amino acids)
Biological process (GO): mannose metabolic process; protein deglycosylation; N-glycan processing
Cellular component (GO): Golgi membrane
Molecular function (GO): carbohydrate binding; alpha-mannosidase activity
Source: RefSeq, a predicted model, not a curated record
AUUAGGCAUAACUAAAAGACACGAUCGCCUCCCUUUGCUUGAAACACCCCAUUUGCACGAUCAAGCAAUUACUCAUUGACUUUGGAUUAUUUUAAACAGUAGUAGAUGAAUGAGGCUGAGAAUGAAGUUUAGACACAGAGUUGUUGUGAUGUCAGUGGCAGGGACACUUGCAGUGGUAUAUCUGUUCCUUAUGUACACAGGACUCCUACCCAAGAUAUUCAGUUCACAUGAAGACAAACUGAAAAAGUUUAUGGACAAGAACCCUUUAUCAUUCAGUUUUAAGGGAUGGAAAGUGAAUGCUGGUCAGUGUAGAGCUGACUUUUCAGUGCCAAAGGAUGUUAUAGCUACACAAGACUUAGCAGAGAGGACAGACUUUAACACUUAUGUGAAUGGACUUUAUAAUCUUCCACAUGCAGAGCUAAAAGAUGCAGCUUAUGGCCCAAACUUACGUCCAUUGAGUGUUAUAAUAGUGCCCCAUUCACAUCUAGACCCAGGUUGGUUGGAGACAGUAGAUGAAUAUUAUAACAGAAAGGUGAAGUUUAUUUUAGACCACAUGGUGCGAAAACUGCAUCUAUAUCAGGAUAUGACAUUUAUUUGGGCAGAGAUUAUUUUCUUCCAUAGAUGGUGGGAAAGCCAAUCUAAGCUCAUAAAAGAACAAGUCCAUGAUCUUGUUAAAUCAGGUAGACUGGAGAUUGUUUCAGGUGGAUGGGUAAUGCCAGACGAGGCAUCCACUCACUACAUCUCGGUGAUUGAUCAGCUGAUUGAAGGACAUCAGUGGGUAUUUGAGACAUUUGGUAUCAAACCAUCCAGCAGUUGGUCCAUAGACCCUUUCGGCCACUCAGGAACCAUGCCAUACCUAUGGAAACAUUCUGGCAUGUCUAACAUGGUAAUAGGCAGAAUCCAUCAAGGUACUAAGGGUAGAUUGGCCUUAGAGAAAAGUCUGGAAUUUUACUGGAAACAAUACUGGAGCAGUUCAAACUCGGAUGAUAUUUUAUGCCAUGUGAUGCCUUAUAUGUUGUACAGUCUUCAUCAUACAUGUGGACCUGAUAAGUUUAUAUGUGCCAUGUUUGAUUUCAGAAAAAUACCAGGCGAACCAGAAUUCAGCAUAAUUCAACCUAUCACCAAGGAAAAUAUAGUGAAUAAAGCUAAGGAGUUGUAUGAACAGUAUAGGUUAAAAUCAAGCCUGUUUACACAUGGCACUAUUUUUGUGCCUUUAGGGGAUGAUUUCAGGUAUGACCAUAUUGAAGAAUGGGACCAACAGUAUGAAAAUUACAAAAAACUUAUGAAAUACAUGAAUUCGAAACCUGAAUGGAAAAUAAACGUAAAGUUUGGAACAAUAAAUGAUUAUUUCAAAGAAAUUAAGAAUACUGAAAUGAGUAGCUUAUUUCCUAAAAGAGAGCUCUCGGGUGAUUUUUUCCCAUAUUCUGAUCACGAUAAAGCUUACUGGACUGGCUAUUUUUCCACCCGACCAUUUGAUAAAAGAUUUUCUAGGGAAGUUGAAACUAGACUGAGAGCAUCAGAAAUACUUCACUCCAUUGCAUUAGCCUAUAGUGACUAUUGGAAUGUUAAAUAUAAAUUUCUGCAACGGGCACCAAGGUUACUAAAAGAGGCUAGAGACAAUCUUGGGAUAUUUUUACACCAUGAUGCGAUUACGGGAACAUCAAAGGCUUAUGUGGUAGAGGAUUACGAAGAAAAGCUUCUUCUGGCUUACGACAAUGCAAUGCACGUCAUGGGAUCAGCAGCUCAGUUUUUAUUAACAAAAGGAAAGCUUGACAAUGAUCCAUCUAUACUGGAACCAGAACUUACUAGAGCUACCUAUAAGCAGUCGUCUAUGCAUCAGAAGAUAUCACCUACUAAAGAAGGUACAAGAAUAGUACUCUAUAAUCCAACAAGUCAUUUGCGUUCCGAGUUUGUUGAAGUGAUUGUUGAUUCAGUUGAAUUUCAGAUCAAAGAUUCAAAAAGGAAAGAGGUUCCAUUUCAGAUUAAUCCAGUAUUUGUAUCAGGUACUGAAGUAGAUAGAACAGUUUUUGAGAUCGUCUUUCUGACUGAAAUCUCCGCAUUUGGCAUUGAGACGUACAUCUUACAAACUAUAAACAGGACACCAAAGAGUUUCUGGUCAAAAAUUACAAUUUACAAUUCAGAAGAAUUGAUAAUUGGUCCUGAAUUAAAAUUCGAGCAAGAAAGGCCUAGACAUAGAGGAAACCUCAACGAAGCAAUUCUAAUUGAAAAUUCUCAGAUAGCUGCUGAGUUCAAACCAAUAAAUGGAUUACUGGACAAAUGGAUUGAAAAGGCAGAUAAUAAAACAAAAGUAACGAAAAUAAUGCUGGACUUUAAACAGUAUACAUCCCGGGGAAGUGGAGCAUACAUAUUUUUGCCCACUGGUCCUGCUACUAACAUGCUGCAGGGAACUCCUGUAGUCCGUGUGAUAGAAGGACCAUUUUGCACAGAGGUUCAGUCAGUAUAUGUGCAUUUAUAUCAUAGAGUCAGACUUUAUCACCAUCCAGGCUUACAAGGCAGACAACUGUUUAUUCAGAAUGCAUUAAAUAUGUUUGUUCUCAACAUGCGAGACAGGGAGCCUAUCAUGAGGAUUUUAACAAGCAUUAAUAAUGAAAAAGGUAGUUUCUUCACAGACGAAAAUGGAUUUCAGUUCAUUGGAAGAAAAAGACAUCCAACGGAUGAACAGUAUCAAAGUAUUGAAAGAAGCUAUUAUCCUGUGACAACGAUGGCUUUUAUAGAAGAUGGUAAAACUAGAGUGACAGUGCAUACAGGGCAAGCACAUGGGGCAGCCUCUCUGGAGAGGGGAUGGUUAGAAUUUAUGAUUGAUAGGCAGUUGUUGUACGAUGAUGAGCGAGGUCUUGGAGAAGGCAUAUCUGACAACAAACUUACAAUGACCAAAUAUAUGUUAACAAUCGAACACUAUGAUACCAGUACAUUUGAAGAUAAGUUCACAUUCCCUUCCAUGCAAGCAAACAUUAUCAACGAAUUUUUGAAUCAUCCAAUUCAGAAGAUGUACACACCGAUAAAUUCAGAGAUAGUUUCUCCGAAUUUUGUUCCAUUAAAACAGCCACUACCUUGUGAUAUUUUUGUGGUUGGAAUGAAAUCAUUGUAUAAAGCAGACUUAUCAUUCAAUGGUACUAGCUUAGUCAUACACAGGAAAGGGUUUAGAUGCGGUUAUCCCAGUGACGGGUUACAAUGCCCUAGUACUAAUGUAAAUGUUGCCCCUCUCUUUCCUGGUGUUUUGAAAGGUAGUGUUAGAGAAACGUCUUUAACACAUCUUACCACGAAACAGUCGAAAGUAAACCUUGAAAAUCUGCAAGUUCCUCCAAUGGAAAUUAAGUCCUUUGUCAUCUCUUAAGGAUUAAUUUGAUGCCAGUAGUUCUGUGUUAUAUUGGAAGUUUAAAGUAAAUAUUCAGGCUUAAUAUACUAUACAGUGCGAUGAUGGGAGUUAUGCAAAGAAAAGUGAGAGCUACUCUGCCACCUGUGUGUCGCAUAUGGUUGAAGUUUUGUGUUCAAGUUCAUAUUUCAGUAACCAUUGCGUGUUUUGGAUUAAGACAUAACACAAUGUUUCCGAGUCAUCAAACUUUCUGAAAUUACGAAGUUAGAAAACUUUUUGUUGGAUUUGAUACAAAUUAUGGCCCAAUUUAACUUUUGUUUUUACAUUAUGUUAUUGUACAAACAUUAGUGUAUGUUAAACUUAUACCUGGUAGUGACAAUCAUUGAAGCCUAGAAGAAGAAGCCAAUCUAGUUGAGACAAACUGCAUAUAGUUCUGCACGUUUCAUAACUCUGAAGUAAUAACGUAAUGUCAUUUUCUCACUUAUCGGACAGAAAAAUCUCUAUUUUUAGAAAUGCUGGAAAGUCUUAUCUCACAUGGGUUAUCCCACACUCCUGUGCCGGACUACUUCAUGCACUGAAUAUACAUAUUAUUUAUGUAAAAUAAUUAAAAAACUGGUACCUUUAUCUUUUCUCUCCGUUCCUUAUAGUGUAUUUCUCGAUUCAAAAUUCGUUACGCUACAAACGAUAAAACUGAAGUGGAACUUUGUUAUUGUGCGUCACUGAAACGUCAUGACGUCUUUUCUGCUUACGGACGUCAGUUUCCCGCGUUUUAAAUAGUUCCAUAUUUUCAUGCUUGUUUUCAUUCUUUCUGUUGUGGUAAGUGAGAAAUAGAAUCCAUCAUUGGUGUUCGGUGAAGAUCGGAAAUCCCAACCCUCGGGCACACCGCUCAAGUCUUAAACUCGGCACAGCCUCGUUUAAGACUUGAGAGGUGCGCCCUUGGGUUGGGAUUUUCUGAUCUUAACCGAAGACCAAUGAUAGAUUCUCUAUAUCCGGAUAACGAAGAAUAAAGCCUGGACUCUAUAUACAGAAAUGGAAAUUUAUUGUUUUAUGAAUUAGUGGCAACACGUUCGUAAAUUUAUUAAAAUGACAACGUUUCUAUAUUUCCUAAGAAAAAUAUGAUAUCAAAACGUUCGACAUGUUUCAAUAAUUCCAAUUUAUUUAUUUUGUUGCGUUAAAUGUCGCACCGACACAACUAUAGGUCAUAUGGCGACUUUCCAGCUUUGACGGUGGAGGAAGACCCCAGGUGUCCCUCCGUACAUUAUUUCAUAACGAGAGGGCACCUGGGUAGAACCACCAACCUUCCGAAAACCAGCUGGAUGGCUUCCUCGCAUGAAGAAUUCAACGCCCCGAGUGAGGCUCGAACCCACAUCGAUGAGAGGCAAUGAUUUGAAGCCGGCGACCUUAACCACUCGGUCACGGAUGUCCCUCAAUAAUUCCAAACAGUUUUAAAACCAGCGUGUAAUCCAUGUAUGUAUCGGAAUAUUUGUGCAUACUGUCUCCUGUAAUUUAAAACUGAUCGAGAUAUUUUCGUAAUUAAUACAUUCUUAUUACCCCUGUUUGUGUACCUUAGAAUGAUAUAUGAUAUAUAUGGUACUGUAUAAUAUUUAAAUAGGAAUGUGUGUAACAAAAUAUCUGACUCAAUAAGUAAGUGGAAGUAUUUGAAAGGCAGAUUGGUGUAGCUAUUUACGUUACCAUGUUGCUGUUUAAGCUUUGUGGUUAAAUUGUUACUCAGUAUUUGAGUCAUGUAAAUAUGAAAUCUUGCGUUUCAUGGUUUUUACUUCAUUACCCAGUUUGUACAGACUCAUUUUAAGGAGGCAAAAUAAAAUGUGUAAUAUUCACUUAUUUAAAUGUAAGCACGGGCAUUGUGUUACUCUUAAUACACUUCCUGCACACACCAUAUUAUGUAUACACUUGUUAAACUACGUUAUAUUUUAUAAUGAUGUUGUGUUUAUUUGAUUGUUUAUAUUUUGUCUUUUUAUUGUGGCUUCAAUUGUUCAUAAAAAGUUGCUAAGAUGUACAUGUAUGUGACAGCAUUUAAGUAUUGUCAUUACAUAGAUUAAAAAACGUUUUAAGCUCUGAUAUUUGAAGGUAAAGGAGGGCUAUUGUAUUUGCCAUGCAGAAGGCAUUCAGGUUAAAGUUUUAUGACAAGUUUCUCGGUUUCACUAUAUCUUCUUGACUUCUCUCCCAAAAAUCAUCAAACCUCACAUACGGUUUGAUCUUAGUAGGCGAGAGGGAGGGGACAUUUAUUUGUUUAAGGUCAGGAUCCUUAAAGGUCAAUGUCAUUUGGGUCAGAUUUGGUAGUAGUGUUGGUUAAAUUCUAAUUUCACUUAUCCCUCAUAUCAUCUCUACUUCAAACCCUACAUCAGCUUCUUCCUCCCCUGUGUCCAUUACACUCCUUACACUAAUUGAUUCAUAGAUUCCCGCAUAAUACAACUCAACCCUCUUCCCCGAAUUUUGAACAUUGCAACCCUUCAACAUCCCCACUCCUCCCCCUCCCCCAACACACACACACACACACACACACACACACAAACACGUGUGCGCGCGCAACUUCCUCACCGUUCAGAAACAUACAUUUCUCACUUUUACUCAUAUAAUUUUAAUAUCUAGGUAAACUGUUUUCGUAUACUAGUAGUGAAGAGUGCUGUCCUUCCAACAGCUCUGGUUUCAUUUUAAAGUUAUCUUGCAAUGUACUCGAAGUUAUGAAAAUAUGUGAGUUGUGUGUCAAUAAUGUUAGUUUUGGCGAGUGUUAGGUACAUAUAUGUACAUACAGUGUUACAUUUUGAAAUAAUAGGGUUGAAUUUACAUGGUUUACCAUAUCAGAAAAACAAGUCACCUGGUUGUUUUUAUUUUGCAGUAAUUUACGUGCGUUGUUUUGAAUGUGAUUUUUAUAGCAUACAUGUAUAAUGUAAUGUAUUUGUAAAUAUUUCACAGAUAUCCAUACUUUCAUUUAUUAUUUACAAGAAUGGUUGUUUAAUGUCUUUCGAUUUUGAUGAUUUACAAUUAUUUUUAAUUAAAUUGAUAUACAAUCCAAUAA